AUGUAUAAAAGCAGUUGCUCAGAUGUGAUUCACAGGUGAAGUGAGCUCAGGGGCUCAGGUACCAUGAUGUCCUCAGCUGUGGUGUUGAAUCUUCUGCUUCUGGUGUCCAUUGUUUCAGCAGGACACCAUUAUGGAGGCUCAGUGACCUUCAGCCCUAAAGGAGCCAAUGCAGAUGGGAGCAUGAGGGUUGAGUUUCGAAUCAAGCGAACCUAUGACUGGUGUGAUGCUAGUUGGUGGUUCUGCUCCUCUGGAGAUUGUGGCUAUGAAUCCAGCAGUCAAUAUGGUCAAAUCGAUAGCAGCUCUAACGGCAGAAGUGCUUACACCAACAGCUGGUGCCAAGCAGAAACUGUCGUCACAAGAAACAUCCAUGGAAACACACCCUUUGACCUGCAGGACUCCUCAUGCUGCUGGGUGCCCACAGUCAACAACAUUAAUUGGUGGUUCCUCCAGGCACAUGUAGAUCUAGGAAUAAGAGCUGACACCAGUCAACCCAACCGGUCACCUGUCACCACUACUUUACAACUUCUACGAGUACCCCAAAACUGUCCUCGUACAUAUCAUCUGAUGGCCUAUGACCCAGAUGGUGACCAGGUCAUAUGUAGAUAUGGAGCUCAGCAGCAUGUCGAAUGUGCCACAUGUGACCAACCAAGUGGUUUCCACCUAGAUGAACGUGCCUGCACACUAGACUACAACUAUGCCUCCACAACAGGCGUCUACGGAUUUGAGCUGAUAGUGGAGGACUUCCCAAGGAAACACACCACUCUGGCCUAUACUGAUGGCUCCAGCUCUAACAGAUUCGCUCUGAGUGGUGGAAGACACCAAACGUCAAUCAGCGUGACACCGUACCCAUCAUGGUAUUACCAAAGUACCACAACUGGUCCAUGGUGGCAACAAACUACAUCUGCUCCAUCAUGGUGGUGGUGGUGGUACCAGCAACAAUCGACCACCACUCCACCUACAACUACACCAUGGUGGUGGUUGUAUCAGCAACAGCAGCAAUCGACCACCACUCCACCUACAUCUCCAUCAUGGUGGUGGUGGUGGAACCAGCAACAAUCGACCACCACUCCACCUACAACUACACCAUGGUGGUGGUUGUAUCAGCAACAGCAGCAAUCGACCACCACUCCACCUACAUCUCCAUCAUGGUGGUGGUGGUGGAACCAGCAACAAUCGACCACCACUCCACCUACAACUUCACCAGGGUGGUGGCAACAUCAACAGACAACCACUGCUCCACCUACAACUGCCCAGUGGUGGUGGUGGCUGCAGACCACGACCACAACCACAACAACACAGCCACCUCAAGAGUACACAACUUCCAUGGCUUCACAUCAGGGUUCUUAUGAACCUUUCAGCAAGCUCCCUCUGCAAUUCAGUUUUCUCGUUGAUUCAGCUGCUCCUUCCUGCACCGAGGGACAUUACAUUCCUCAGUUUGUGUCACCGACUCCACUCAAUGGAGAUGAAAUCCAAGCUAUGCCACUCCGUGAAGUGGAAAUCCGGGUUAAGGCUGCAGCAGCUUAUUCAUCGGUUACUGAUGUAAUUAUCAGUGGUCCUCUGAACAUAACUAAGCACGCUCUGAGCACUGGAGAGUACGCCAUCAGAUGGACACCAAUGAGGAGCGACCUCGGCGAUCAUUUCCCUGUGUGUUUCAUUGCUGAGAGCAUGAGUGGAAGCAGUGUUUAUCAGUCUGAAAUGAGAUGUGUCAUUAUCAACGUUGGACACCAGACUGUGGAUGCACAUGUGAUUUGCUCUGCAACCAACAUGGCUGUUGAAAUUGAGCAGUUGCACUCCGUUGAGCUCCACAAGGACUAUCUGCGACUCAACGAUCCCGCCUGCACUUUGGACUCAAACGGCACUCAUGUGCUGGCAAACAUCUCCCUCAAUGCUUGUGGUACCAUGAUUGAGGAGGAUGAAGAGUACAUCAUUUUCAAGAAUGAAAUUUUCUCAACCGAUGACCCAAACAGCAUCAUUACCAGAAAGCACGAGGUGGAGAUUGAGUUCUCCUGUCGUUACGAGAAGAAAAACAACAUUUCACUGGAGUUCACUGCACGAAAACACAUAACCACCAUCACCGAGAAAGGCUUUGGUACCCUCACCUACAGCUUCAGACUUUUCAAAACAGAAAACUACUACACAGAAAUCGACGUGACUGCAUAUCCGGCAGAGUACGAGCUUGGGGAGAUGAUUUACAUGCAGAUUGAAUCCCAGUCUACAAUCAGCAACACAGAGCUUUUUGUCGAAUCAUGUGUUGCGACACCAUACAAUGACCCCAACUACCAAACAUCCUACACAAUCAUUCAAAACGGCUGCAUUUUGGAUGAAACAGUUGAGUUCUACACAAGCCACCAGCCAAUGGUCCGCUUCGGCCUGCAAGCCUUCCAGUUCAUUGGAAUGCAUGAGCAGGUGUUCAUCACCUGUUCGGUGAUUCUGUGUGAGGCAAACAAUGCCAACACCCGCUGCUCUCAGGGCUGCGUCAACAGCACAGUCGCACCACCGUCCCACCACCAACACAAAAGAGAGGCUCCCAUCCAGACCAGCAGUCACUUAGUCGCCCAGGGGCCCCUGCGGCUGAAAAGGAGCAUAGAGCAUGAAGUGUCCUCCACGGUCUUGAACCUGAAUCUGGCUUUCAUUGCUGGAUGUCUCCUUGCAGCUGUUGGCAUGGUGUGUGGUGUUCUCAUCUACAGAACCAGGAGAUCCAACGUCAAAUAUCAGCCUCUUAAGUCAGAUGACAUUUAAUAGAUCCUCUCGAAGACUACAAAAAAAUCUGUCCUCCUUGCUAUCUUUUUUUUUUCUUUAAAUAAAAUGUAUUAUAAUCCAUAAAUGGUCAUUAGGGUUAUUUUUCAUAACUGUCACUGUUUAGGUCUAUUAGUUUGUUUCUUUGUAUUGCACCCUUCACUCUGUUGAUGAAAACAAAAAUUUAUAAAAAGUAUCAGAUUGAUUUAAAAACAGUUCAGAUAAUGCAUAUCCAUAAAGACAAUAAAUUAUAUAUAAUAGCUCCU
This is a messenger RNA of Carassius carassius (crucian carp), 3002 nucleotides long. RefSeq lists its product as uncharacterized. The transcript is spliced from 13 exons. Lineage: Eukaryota; Metazoa; Chordata; Actinopteri; Cypriniformes; Cyprinidae. The coding region runs from base 64 to 2739 and encodes 891 amino acids. The record is from RefSeq and is a predicted model, not a curated record.